Messenger RNA from Saccostrea cuccullata (small rock oyster), 2164 nucleotides. RefSeq lists its product as uncharacterized. Gene Ontology annotation, molecular function: protein binding. The coding region runs from base 1 to 2052 and encodes 683 amino acids. Lineage: Eukaryota; Metazoa; Mollusca; Bivalvia; Ostreida; Ostreidae. The transcript is spliced from 2 exons. The record is from RefSeq and is a predicted model, not a curated record.
AUGGAUUCCUUAAGAACUUCAUCAAUAAAGACGGCCCUACAACAUAUGUCUGAGGCAGUGUUCAUAGGACUGUGUGUUAAACUUGGGACCUCACAACAGGUGGCCAUGAGAAGAGAUGUGGUUGACAUCAGGGAUAUGGUGGGUAAUCAAAUGAAAACAAGUGAUGAGGAAAGUAGGAUGUGGAGUGGAAGUUACAAAGAAGGAUUCAGAUUGAAAGGAUCAGAUAUAGACGUGAUGUCUUGGGCAAAUAAUCACCGUGUGAUCUGGGAAUUAUCUCAGUCUCAGUAUUACAACACACACAGACAAACACUGAUCCUCUGUGACUGUUCUGAUAGUCCACCAGGAUUCACUAUGUUAUAUUUACUGUCACCAAGCAUGUAUCAAGUAAUCCAGGGAGCUUGUGUUAGAAUGAAUAACAGGCUAUAUAUCUCCAGUUCAGAAUCAAGAAAGAUUCAGUGUUCUGCAAUUUUACCAGACUCAAUUCCUCAUGGACCAUGUGCCACUGGAGUUCUUCCAGGAAGGACAGAGUAUGAUUUUGCCCAUUGUUUUGCUAGUGACUUUUGGCCUCCAUCUGCCUCCUCAUGGAUAGACAGAUGUCACUCAUGGCCCCAGCUUUAUAUUGUUGAUGAUAUAGUAAAAAAAGGAUGUCAUUUUGUAGCAAUUGGACAUAAGCUUGGACGUCUCGAAGACCAUGAAUGGAGAAUUUCUUUCUCUUUUGCAGAACAUAAACUUGUGUGUGCUAUGAAUCACUGUCAAUUCUUAACUUAUGGCCUUCUUAAAUUGUUCUUAACGGAAAUAUUUAACAUUGGACUAAGUGCUGGUGAUAAAUUACUGUGUUCCUAUCACAUGAAGACAGCAAUUUUCUGGGUGAUUCAACAGAAUACAUUACAACACUGGUGUCCACAAACUCUCCUGGAAUGUUUCUGGGUUUGUUUUAAACAAGUCCUUAAGUGGGUGUAUGAGGGGGUCUGUCCUAACUUUUUCAUUCCCCAAAAUAACAUGUUUCUGAAUAAAGUCCAUGGUGAAGCACAACAUCAGCUAUCUAUAAGACUGUAUGGGUUGUAUGAGAAAGGUUUAACAUUCCUUCUACACAGUCCCUCCAUUAGGUCUUAUAUUAUAAAUGUCCUUCACAACCCCCACCUCUCCAUCUGUACAAAUGAACAUACUCUGAUUUCUGAAACCAAGUUUGAUUUUGAGCUGUUUCAAGAGAUAUACUUAUGUGACACACUUGACACAUCAAGCAUACAAACCUGUAUGAGAUGUCUAUAUACAAUAGAACAGAUGAUAGACUCACCCCUCCUAACACAGUAUCAAGUCAUAAUGUUACAGAAACUUACAGCUAAUGUCCUUCAGAGCACUGCUUUUAUAUUAUACAUGGAAACUUACACAUAUAAAAACAAACUGAGGUAUAGAGCUGACAAAAUCUCCUGUCACAUGCUGAAAUUAACAGCAAAGUUCGGUUGUUUUACUGACAUGAUGUACAUGGCCAUGUAUUAUUACAAGACACGUAGAUACAUGCAAGCUUUAUCUAUUAUAGAGAUGAUCGAGCUCAAGUUAGCACAACCAUAUGUAAUGUAUAGGUCUUACUCUUAUGUAUAUACAGAGAUGUGUAGUGAGGCUGUAGGUGGACAGUCCUGGUCAACAAAGAUGAGACAGGCUGUAGCAUGGAAUAUCAAACUUAUCAAUAGAAUCCAUUACAUCAGUGAAUUGAUACCAGAACAACAGUCUGCUCAACAGAACAACUGGCCAGCAUUAUAUGUCCCACCAUUUGUAACGUUAUACAUGCUUGAGAUAUUUUGCUACAGACAUAUAGACACAACGAGAGCACAAACAGUUCUAAAUGAUCUACAGACCCUAGUUCACUAUGAUCAGGGACAGUUUAUGGAUUCAGGUGACAGAGACAUAUCGUGGCAGAUUCUGGGGAUCUGUCAACAGGUGACAGGGAACCUCCAGGCUGCUUUAUACUCAUACCAACAAUCUCUCAGACAAGAACCGUACAACAGAAUUCAAACAGCUACAGAAAUGAGAGGAAAAGAAGCUAGUUUGUCAUAGAUCACCAAAUUAGUGAAAGAUAAUCUACAUUUUAGAAGCCCAUGUGAUAGAAUUUAUAAUUUGUAUACUUCUUCUCAUUCUACCCAAUUUUCUGAAUGGUCAUUUAAUUUAU